Messenger RNA from Chelonia mydas (Green sea turtle), 5811 nucleotides. RefSeq names its product chloride voltage-gated channel 7 (gene CLCN7). The coding region runs from base 43 to 2535 and encodes 830 amino acids. Gene Ontology annotation, cellular component: intracellular membrane-bounded organelle; lysosomal membrane. NCBI's taxonomy places the organism in Eukaryota, Metazoa, Chordata, Testudines, Cheloniidae. The transcript is spliced from 25 exons. Gene Ontology annotation, biological process: transmembrane transport; chloride transport. The record is from RefSeq and is a predicted model, not a curated record. Gene Ontology annotation, molecular function: voltage-gated chloride channel activity.
CCUGUCACGUGACCGGCGGCACUGCUUGCCCCACGGGGUCACAUGAGCCGCUCGGAGCCCGAUGCGGAUCCUCCAGCGGCCGCUGCCCCAGCCGAGCGUCCCCGGCCCGGCCGCAUGGCCAACGUCGCCAAGAAGGUGUCCUGGUCCGGCCGGGACCGCGACGAGGAGGACGAGCCCCCUGCCGCUGGGGAGGCCACCCCGCUGCUGAACGGCGCGGGCCCGGGGGCGACGGGCGGCCCCCCGCACUCCCGGCCGUUCACCCAUUCCCCCUUUCUACGCCUUGGGCAGCUGAGCAGUGUGGAUCUCAACGACGAUGUACGUGAAUUGGAAACGGAGGCCCCUAACCAGUUUCCCAGUGAGAUUCCUCACAAUGAGAAGCUGCUCUCGCUCAAGUAUGAGAGCCUGGACUACGACAACUGUGAAAACCAGCUGUUCUUGGAGGAGGAGAGGCGGAUCAACCACACGGCGUUCCGAACAGUGGAGAUCAAGCGCUGGGUCAUCUGUGCCAUGAUCGGGAUUCUCACCGGCCUCGUCGCCUGCUUCAUCGACAUCGUGGUGGAGAAGCUGGCGGGGCUGAAGUUCAGAGUGGUGAAAGACAAUAUUGACAAGUUCACUGAGAAGGGAGGGCUGUCCUUCUCCCUGUUACUUUGGGCCAUUCUGAACUCAAGCGUGGUGAUGGUUGGAUCCAUUAUUGUUGCUUUCAUAGAACCUGUAGCCGCUGGCAGCGGGAUUCCUCAGAUUAAAUGCUACCUCAAUGGCGUGAAGGUUCCUCAUGUCGUCCGCCUCAAGACCUUGCUGAUCAAAGUCUGCGGGGUCAUUCUGUCGGUGGUCGGAGGCCUGGCUGUCGGGAAGGAAGGGCCAAUGAUUCAUUCUGGAGCGGUCAUUGCAGCUGGGAUCUCGCAAGGAAGGUCGACUUCUUUGAAGCGAGACUUUAAGAUCUUUGAGUACUUCCGCAGAGACACGGAGAAAAGGGACUUCGUCUCUGCCGGAGCAGCUGCUGGCGUCUCGGCCGCUUUUGGCGCCCCAGUUGGGGGAGUUCUCUUCAGCUUGGAAGAAGGUGCCUCCUUCUGGAAUCAGUUCCUGACAUGGCGAAUCUUCUUUGCCUCCAUGAUCUCUACAUUCACGCUAAACUCCAUCCUGAGCUUUUACCAUGGGAACCCUUGGGACCUCUCCAGCCCGGGUCUCAUCAACUUUGGAAGGUUCGACAGCGAGAAACUGGGAUACACGUUCCAGGAAAUUCCGAUCUUCAUCGUUAUGGGAGUGGUUGGUGGAGUUCUCGGCGCGAUAUUCAAUGCCUUGAAUUACUGGUUAACCAUGUUUCGAAUCAGGUACAUCCAUCGCCCAUGCCUGCAGGUGAUUGAGGCCAUGCUGGUGGCGGCUGUGACGGCAGCUGUGGGUUUUGUGAUGAUCUACUGCUCUAGCGACUGCCAGCCCCUCCAAGCGGAUUCUGUGACCUAUCCCCUGCAGCUGUUCUGUGCGGAUGGAGAAUAUAACUCGAUGGCCACCACCUUCUUCAACACGCCUGAGAAGAGUGUCGUCAGCCUCUUUCACAACCCUCCAGGUUCUUACAAUCCCAUGACCCUUGGGAUGUUCACCCUGAUGUAUUUCUUUCUGGCCUGUUGGACCUAUGGGCUCACCGUGUCGGCAGGUGUCUUCAUCCCUUCCCUGCUGAUUGGAGCUGCCUGGGGACGACUCUUUGGCAUAUCGUUGGUCUACUUGACCAGUGGAGCGAUCUGGGCCGACCCAGGGAAGUACGCGCUGAUGGGGGCCGCAGCACAGCUGGGUGGGAUAGUGAGAAUGACCCUGAGCCUGACCGUCAUCAUGAUGGAAGCAACGGGCAAUGUCACCUACGGAUUCCCCAUCAUGUUGGUGCUGAUGACGGCUAAGAUCGUGGGCGACUACUUCGUGGAGGGUCUGUAUGACAUGCACAUCCAGCUGCAGAGCGUUCCUUUCCUGCACUGGGAGGCUCCAGUGACGUCUCACUCCCUCACGGCCAGGGAGGUGAUGAGCGCGCCCGUGACCUGCCUCAGGAGGAUUGAGAAGGUGGGGACGGUCGUGGACAUCCUCAGCGACGUGUCGUCCAACCACAACGGCUUUCCCGUGGUGGAGAGCAGCCCGGACCCCACGCAGGUGGCGGGACUGCGAGGCCUGAUCCUGCGCUCCCAGCUGAUUGUUCUCCUAAAGCACAAGGUCUUUGUAGAAAGAGCCAACUCGAACCUGGUUCAGAGGCGGCUGAAGCUGAAGGAUUUCCGGGACGCCUACCCCCGCUUCCCCCCCAUCCAGUCCAUUCACGUCUCCCAGGACGAGCGCGAGUGCAUGAUGGACCUGAGCGAGUUCAUGAACCCGUCACCCUACACGGUGCCCCAGGAGGCGUCUCUGCCGAGGGUCUUCAAGCUGUUCCGGGCCCUGGGCCUGCGGCACUUGGUGGUGGUGGAUAAUCACAAUGAGGUGGUCGGGCUGGUGACCAGGAAGGAUCUGGCGAGAUACCGACUAGGAAAGGAAGGGCUGGAGGAGCUGUCCCUGGCGCAGACAUGAUGCCCCUGGGGUGGUUGCUUUGCCGUGGUGAGCCCCGUUCCCCUGGAGGCGUCGGCAGGGAGCUGGUCCCCGCAGGCUGCCGCGCCACCCGGUGCGUUCAGCACGAACGCCCAGCCCCGAUUGUGCGUCUUGUCUGUCGCCGUGUUCCCGUUUUACUGGCUGCCUGUCCCUUAUGUCGGCUGGGCGUCACUGCAGUCUACUGUCCUGUCACCCGAGGGAGCAGUUGCUGGGCAGGUUCCUGGUUUCUCCCCUCUGCGCGCUGGGCCCUUGGAACAGCUUUGAGGCUAGAGAGCGCUGGGGUGGGGAAGCCGAGCCCAGUGCCCGGCAGGAGCGCGAGCGUGCUACGAAACUGGGCAGCAGACGUCCCACUGCUAAUCCCCGGCCAGUGCAUUCCAAGCCAGAGCCGCCUCUGCACCCCACGCCGCCUCCUGGAAUAUGUGCUCUGGACUUCAGGAACCAGAAUCGUGUGGAUCUGACCCAGUCUGCAGCCACCAUUGACCAAUGUCCAUCCCGCCUGGGCCUCCUGUGCACCAAACCCUUUACCCAGGACACAGGCAUGGAAGCUGGCAGGGCCUGGUCCAGUAUCUUCUAGCAGGGACCUUGCCAAGCAAAGGCCCCCUGGAUCCGCUGGGCCAGCGUCUCGGGACCAGUGUCUUAACGCUACCCACAGCUGAGGUGGCGUUUAACCCUGCAUGCGAAGGGAGCAACAUACCCCAAUUCCACAGCCCCAGCCUUGCAGCUCGGCGGGUCUCCGAUGACAUGGACACACACAGACAACCAAGUAAAUGGGCUGCUAGGGUCUGGGUGCGGCUGGCUUGCUGCUCGCUGUUGCUGGACCAGUCUCUGCCACGGGUUGCAGCCAGGCCCCGCUUUGGCAGUGACAUGUCUGGGCCUGUCUGAGACCCUGGGCCAGCCCAGGGGCAUGGCCCCUCCUGGCACUCCCUGUGCUGUGCAUCUCUGACAUGGCGCAGCCUCCCUCCCCUCCCCUCCCCCACGCCGCCGUGUCUCUCCCAGGCAGGGUUCACCCUGGGCCCCUCCUGGGGAGGCCAAUUGGCUUGGGGCCAGGGCUUGUUUGGAUGCAGGCAUUUGGUGAAGGAGUCUCCCAGGGGCGUGUGCGCCAAGUGGGCGUUGGCACUGCAGUUCUGUAGGAAGGUACCCGGUGUUGAGUGCUGCCCAGCUGUGGGGCCGGGCAGGGUUGGACCUCAUGCUGAGGAAGGGAGGUUGCUCUCCGUAGAGCGCAGUGGUUAUCAAAGGCCUUGUGCAACGACCGCCGUGGCCUCGAGCCACAUCACUGCUGGAUCCUCUCCCUCCAGUGCCAGGCACACCACGCCUGGGGCAUCAGGACAGUUUGCAGGCAGCCAGUUCCAAGCGUCCAUGUGACUGCUAAUGGGAAGUGCCCUCAGGGUGCCCUCUUGGCCCAUUCCUGGAGAGCAGCCGUCUCAGCAGAGCAGGGCUGCCCCCUCUGUCCAGUCUGCGCUGCCUUCCCCGGUCGCUGGGCAUCCUGUUCCUGGCUUCCUUUAGGCGGUUGGGACGAAAGGAAGAGGGAUCUGCCUUAUGAGCAUUAAUGGGAUGAAGUGAUGCUAUGUGGGAUGCUGAAGUGGAGCAUUUACAAACGAUCCCCUGCUCCAGGAGGGGGGUUCGCCCCGGUCAGGCAGCCUCUGUCCCUAGCUCCUGUCCGUUCUGCCCGCUCUCCUGGGCUCCACUCAAUGAUGGCAGCACAGGGUGGGUGCCCGAGGUGCAGCUCAUGCUCCUGGCGAGAGGGUGGUGGGGCCGAAAUGCACGAAGAUCGUAAGAAAUAAAAUCACUGGAACCAAACCGCUGCUGCCAGAUCUGCUUUUCCAUCUGCGCCCUGUCCCGGCCACACCGCUCCUGGGCAGCCCGGUGAGAUCCAACCGGGUCAGGCCGGGGCAGGGAGCAGUGUCUGGUUCCGGGGGUAGACUCUGGAAGGAAGAAAUGGCUCUGCAUGACUGGGGCUUAGAGUGAAGUCAUCCGCACCUCCACCUCGCAGAGCUCAGCUCCUACCCAAUAAGGAUGCCUUGUGCCUGGGGGGAAAGGCCGGGCCAGUGCGUGCGGAGCCGGGGCUGGCAAAUCGGCACACCUGAGCUUGCCGCAUGGCAGUCCCAGCCUCAUGCAAAGCCUUUACAAAUCAGGGUGCAAAAGUCUGUCCUCAAAUCACGGCCGCUCUCAGUGUGAAGCCAUAAGUGAAAGAUGCUGCUGGCGCUAGUUCCCAGAGGGGACAGGGAACGUGACAGCUGAAAGCUCUGGGGCACCAGCUCAUGCUGCCCUGAGAGCCAGCUGCAGGUGGUGAGGAGACAAUGGGACUGCCAGAUGCCAUCCUUGCCGGCUUGGAGGUGGCAGGGGCUGCCUGCUGCACCUGAAGGUCAGCCAUUGCUCUAGCCUGCGGGUUCCUGGAGCAGCCUUGGGAGAGGAGAUUUUGGGCCUCUGGUCAGUGCAAGCCUUGUUCCUGCGUCCCCUUCCACGGGCCCUGCUCCCCUGCAGGCACAGUCCCAGGCCUAGGACUUCACCCGCUGCUAGAAAUGAGCUAGUGACCAGCCACUUGCAGCCAUUGUAAAGCUGGGCUCCCCUGGCAGAAGGCCGCGCCUCCCUGGUAACGUACAGACUAUUCAUCUGUCAGCAUGUCAUGCUGGAGUCUGAAAUACCAGCCCCACUGUGCUUCCCCGUGUCCCAGUUACUCUGGGCUGGAGCGGUUUGUUCAUGAGUAGCUUGCAGGUUGCAGCUAAGGGCUAGGUCAUCACCAGGUGCGUGGAUGUGGGGCUAGAGAUUUUACACACCCGUGUCUAGCAAAGGGCUAAGAUCAGCCUCCCCAGAGCCCUUGGAAACAAGUUAGGAUCUUUCCAACCAAGAGAACUUGCCCCCUCCAGGUCAAGUGGAUUCCAGCAUCUCCUCGGAGAGCUGCUCCAAACACCCAGGGCUCGAUCCUACUCGCGUUGUAGAUGCAGACCUCGCACAAUCAGCUAGUGCAUGUAAAUGUGCCUGCUCGGGCAAGCGUGUUCUUGUACCUCUGGGGCAGGAUGGGGUUCUGAAGGGGGGCAUGCAGGGCAAUGGAUGCCCUCCCUCUGGGACUCAAACAAUGCAUUCACAGAGCAGGCCACCAUCUCUGCCUCUCCUCUCACCUCAUCGGGCCUUGGUAACUGAAUUUGUAAAAGGAGCAGUUGCAAACCCCAAGUGUCUAUUUUGGAAGCCUUGAGAUUUUCUAUGGGGAGAUGAUCCAUGGGAGAUAUUUUUGUGCUGAAAUAAAAGCUGUUUAUACUUUUA